This is a messenger RNA of Mauremys reevesii (Reeves's turtle), 606 nucleotides long. Its product is annotated as ras-related protein Rab-17-like. The record is from RefSeq and is a predicted model, not a curated record. The coding region runs from base 1 to 591 and encodes 196 amino acids. The transcript has 5 exons. Lineage: Eukaryota; Metazoa; Chordata; Testudines; Geoemydidae. Gene Ontology annotation, molecular function: GTPase activity; GTP binding. Gene Ontology annotation, cellular component: endosome.
AUGUUCUGGCGCGUCGUGUCUGGCCUAGCAGACAAGGUGUGGAGUCCCAGGGCAAGAGGUGGCAGCUCCCAAGGGGGUUCUGUGAACCAACCCAUCACACUGCACAUAGCAGAGGAUGUGUUUAUAGUCAAGAAUAUGGCCCCGAGAAGAACACAGCAGGUGGGGGCGGGGCCAUCCACGGAGCAAACCUACAUCUCCAAGGUGGUUCUGCUGGGGAGCGCGGCCGUGGGAAAGUCAAGCACAGCCUUCCGCCGUGUGAAAAACGACGUCAGGGAAUCCGUGCCCACUGUGGGAUGUUCUUUCUUUACCCAGCUGGUAUGUUUAGAGACUGCCACGAUCAAGCUUGUGAUCUGGGACACUGCAGGACAGGAGAAGUACCAUGGGGUUUGCCAUCUUUAUUACAGGGGGGCGAAUGCUGCCCUUCUUGUAUAUGACAUAGCCAGAAAGGCAACUUUUGCGAGAGCAAAGCUAUGGUUGAGGGAAUUAGAGAAGGAAUUUCUUCCCGAUGAGCUCGUGAUUGUUUUAGUCGGCAAUAAGAUAGAUCUUGCUGCUCAGCGGGAAUUCACCUUUGAGGUAAGUGCACUGCAGUAAGAUCUCAGCACUUGG